AUGCUGGAGACCAUUGGAAUCAAACUCAAGGCGAAGAAAAAUGAUGAUAACGAGGACAAUGAAGAAGAAGAUGAUGACAACAAUGAAGAUAAUGAUGCGUGGGAUGACAAAGACGAGGAUGACCACAUAACUGAUGAAGGCAGGCAGAAACUUGCAAAGGUUCAGUUUUUGCUUGAUUUUAUGACACCCCUUUUAAUUCUCUCUCAUGCUCAGUCUGAACUCGUUAUCGCGCAGCCUAAUACAGGGCUGUCAGCCAUCGAUCCUGAUUUCCACCACUCGACAACAGUAGCUUCGGCACCUGUGUCUACCUCUGACACGUCGACCAGAGGGCCAUCAACUCCAGCAACUAUACUUCUCAUAGACAAGCUUGUCGUUACCUCACAUGCGCCUAUUCCUAAUCAUUGCCCAUCAACUCAGCCUCCUCCCUCUACCUCCCCUCUUUCAUCACCCUUAUCACCUGUCCCUUCUUUGAGACCCAACACCGCUGUGUUUUAUAUUGGCACAUCCAGGAAGCACAUGUUAGAUGGAUUUUGA
This is a messenger RNA of Suillus subalutaceus, 534 nucleotides long. RefSeq lists its product as uncharacterized. The record is from RefSeq and is a predicted model, not a curated record. The coding region runs from base 1 to 534 and encodes 177 amino acids. The transcript is spliced from 3 exons. NCBI's taxonomy places the organism in Eukaryota, Fungi, Basidiomycota, Agaricomycetes, Boletales, Suillaceae.